CCUGCGGCUUACAUUCCCCCCUCGCCAUCCCGCACGUCCCUCACCAUGUCGACGAGCGGAUUGAAGGCGAUUGCGCCGGUCCCCACCGCGGCGGACUUCUUGGACAUCGUCCUGUCCAAGACCCAGCGAAAAACGCCGACGGUCAUCCACAAGAACUUCAAGAUCAGCAGAAUACGGAACUUCUACAUGCGCAAGGUCAAGUUUACGCAAGACUCGUUCGAUGAGAAGCUCGGUGCUAUCCUGAGCGAGUUCCCCGUCCUUGAUGAUCUCCAUCCAUUCCUCUCCUCCUUGAUGAACGUGCUGUACGACAAGAACCACUAUAAGCUUGCGUUGGGUCAGCUACGGACAGCAAGACAUCUGAUCGACCAGGUGGCGAAGGACUACGUCCGCCUGCUUAAGUUUGGUGACAGCAUGUACCGCUGCAAGCAGCUCAAGCGUGCUGCCCUCGGUCGCAUGGCUACGAUCAUGCGCCGCCAGAAGGACCCGCUCGCCUACCUCGAGCAGGUCCGGCAACAUAUCUCCCGUCUCCCCGCCAUCGACCCCAACACCCGCACCCUCAUUAUCUGCGGCUAUCCCAACGUCGGCAAGUCAUCUUUCAUCAACAAGGUCACCCGCGCGGACGUCGACGUCCAGCCGUACGCCUUCACCACCAAGUCCCUCUUCGUCGGCCACCUCGACUACAAGUACCUCCGCUGGCAGGUGAUCGACACGCCUGGUGUGCUCGACCAUCCACUCGAGGAGAUGAACACGAUUGAGAUGCAAAGCAUCACCGCGCUGGCCCAUCUGAAGAGCUGUGUGCUGUACUUCAUGGACCUCAGCGAGCAGUGCGGGUACUCGGUCGAGGCGCAGUGCAAGCUCUUCCACUCGAUCAAGCCCCUCUUCACCGGCAAGCCUGUUCUCCUCGUCAUCAACAAGAUCGACGUCACCCGGCUCGAGGAUCUCGUUCCCGAGACGCGCGCGCUGGUGCAGGAGAUCAUAGACGCGGAGGACGUCAAGUGCGUCCAGGUGUCGUGCUACUCGGAGGAGGGUGUGAUGGACGUCAAGAACACGGCCUGCGAUGCUCUGCUUGCCCACCGCGUCGAGAACAAGCUCCGCGGCAGCAAGAUCAACCAAGUCGCCAACCGCAUCCACGUCGCGCAGCCUAAGCCUCGCGACGAUGUCGUCCGCCCACCCUUCAUCCCCGAAGCCGUCAAGCAGAAGAAGAAGUUCGACCCCGAGGACCCGGAGCGCAAGAAGCUCGCCCGCGAGAUCGAGCUGGAGGAGGGCGGUCCCGGCGUCUUCAACAUCAACCUCAAGCAGGACUAUCUGCUCAAGAACCCGGAGUGGAAGCAGGACGUCAUCCCCGAGCUUUGGCAAGGGAAGAACAUCGCCGACUUCAUCGACCCCGAUAUCGAGGAAAAGCUCGAGGCGCUCGAGCGCGAGGAAGAGCGGCUACAGGCCGAGGGUUUCUACGACAGCGACGAGGACUCGUUCGACUCCGACGACGAGCGCGAGGCCGUUGAGGCACAGGCCAACCUCAAAGCCAAAAUCACUUCCCAGGCCAUCAAGAAGUCAAAACGCAACCAACCUCCCUUACCCCGCACCGCUGGCCUCCGCACCCUCUCCGAACUUUCUGCCGGCAUGCGCGCCGCCGGGCACGACCCAUCUCGCAUCGAGGGGCGCGCAAAAGCGCUCGCGAAGGCGCAGAAGCGGAAACGGGACGAGGAGGGCGAGGAGGACGUCGAGAUGGGCUCGGGCAGCGAUGGCGACGAGGACGACCCGAUGGACGUGGAUGGCGAGGGCGCGCCCGUCAAGCGGGCAAAGACGGCAGCAGGCGCGGUCAUCAGCCGGCGCGCGCCGCGGACAAAUCGCUCGCUCGUGGGCUUGCGGGACGACGCACAGGCAGACAAGGCGGUCAAGCUGCGCAACAUCGGCCAGCGGCCCGCCGCCUUCCUCGCCCGCGCGGGAGAGGGCGACAGGCAUAUCGGGACGAAAAUGCCGCGGCACUUGUUCGCUGGGAAGCGCAAGGGCGGCAAGACGCAGCGCCGGUAGAGCGGUCGUGUGUCCUGCUUUGUUCGUUCUAUGUUCUGUCGCUGUAUAUGGCUUGUAUUUCUGUAUAUCCCUGUGCUUUAGGCCGGUAAUGUCAUGGGUGUAGCCGCCUAGCGCGGGCCUCUGGACGAUUGGGGGCGUUGGUAAAGUCGCACUGUGAUCACG
Messenger RNA from Schizophyllum commune H4-8, 2193 nucleotides. RefSeq names its product P-loop containing nucleoside triphosphate hydrolase protein. Gene Ontology annotation, biological process: ribosomal large subunit biogenesis. Bases 46 to 2031 code for a protein of 661 amino acids. The record is from RefSeq and is a predicted model, not a curated record. NCBI's taxonomy places the organism in Eukaryota, Fungi, Basidiomycota, Agaricomycetes, Agaricales, Schizophyllaceae. Gene Ontology annotation, cellular component: nucleolus. The transcript has 5 exons. Gene Ontology annotation, molecular function: GTP binding; RNA binding; GTPase activity.